AUGUCUGCUCAAAAUAAGACAAUCAGUCUACCGAAGAGUCGGGUGCGCAUGUUCUACCGGGAACUUGGCGGAAGGACUCCUCAAAAAGCAAUUCUCCUUCUUCACGGCUUUCCCUCAUCAUCACAUCAAUAUAGAAAAUUGAUUCCUCUUCUUGCUGCCAAAUACCGAGUUGUGGCUCCGGACCUUCCAGGCUUCGGCUUCACGGAGGUACCAGAAGGAUUUAAAUACUCGUUCGAAACGCUCGCCAACGCACUCGAGGAAUUUCUAGACGCCAUCUCCCUUUCGAAAUUCUCAAUCUACAUUUUCGACUACGGUGCCCCGGUUGGCCUUCGGCUGGCACUCCGGCGCCCGGACGCUAUCGAGACCAUCGUCUCUCAAAAUGGAAACGCGUAUACGGAGGGAUUCGGCGACGUGUGGGGUCCCGUGCAAGAGUUCUGGGCAAGCAAGAACUCUGCAGAGGAUCGAGCCAAAAUGGCGGAUGCCAUGUUGACAUACGACAUUACCAAGUUCCAGUACCUUAAUGGGACGCCUGACGCCAACAGCAUCGCACCGGAAUCUUACACCUUGGACUACGCACUGAUGGAACGCUCUGCGAACAAGGCUGUGCAACUCGAUCUUUUCAUGGAUUACCAGAACAAUGUUGCGCUCUAUGAGAAGUUCCAAGAAUACUUCAGGUCUUCUCAAGUGCCACUUUUGGCCGUCUGGGGCAAGAACGAUGUGUUUUUUAUUCCCCCUGGGGCUGAAGCGUUUAAGAAAGAUCUCCCUCGUGCGCAGGUCAAGCUUCUCGACGCUGGCCAUUUUGCGUCAGAGAGCCACGCUGAGGAGAUCGCUAAGGAGGUUAUUUCUUUUUUACAGUAA
Molecule: messenger RNA, 858 nt
Organism: Penicillium waksmanii
Lineage: Eukaryota; Fungi; Ascomycota; Eurotiomycetes; Eurotiales; Aspergillaceae
Product: alpha/beta fold hydrolase
Exons: 1
Coding region: 1-858 (285 amino acids)
Molecular function (GO): epoxide hydrolase activity
Source: RefSeq, a predicted model, not a curated record